Molecule: messenger RNA, 1544 nt
Organism: Spizellomyces punctatus DAOM BR117
Lineage: Eukaryota; Fungi; Chytridiomycota; Chytridiomycetes; Spizellomycetales; Spizellomycetaceae
Exons: 11
Coding region: 74-1438 (454 amino acids)
Biological process (GO): GPI anchor biosynthetic process
Cellular component (GO): endoplasmic reticulum
Molecular function (GO): hydrolase activity
Source: RefSeq, a predicted model, not a curated record
CUGACCCUGGGUAUUGUACGAUCUGGGAGGGGGGGAUCUGAUCACGACCGGCUUGUUUGGUAGUGAGCAGCACAUGUCCAGCGAUUUUUAUGAAGCCCAACGACUUAAACGACGGCGAAGUGCCGGGAUGAGACCCAAAACCCGCAACAUGUAUCGCGCCUUCCUCUCCGUAUCCAGAAACCUCAUCCGUCUCAGUAUCUAUAACCCGUUUGUCCUAUUAUGGAUUGUAAACGUCUUUGUCUGCGAAGUUUGGUUAUCGAGGGCGUAUAUCGGGCGGUGUUCUUGGCCGGCUAGUGAUCAGGAUGGAGCGAACCCAAUACGAGUGGUCGUUAUUGCAGAUCCACAGUUGACCGAUGCAUAUUCUUAUUCCCAAUCCGGACUGGGCCUCGCCUUGACCCAGUUCUACUCUGAUCUGUACAUGAAGCGGAACUUUAAGGUCCUUCAAUCGAAAUUGGAGCCCGAUGUAGUGGUUUUCUUGGGGGAUAUCAUGGAUGGAGGGCGGGAAUGGGCGGAUGAUCAGGUUUUCGAAGAAGAGCUACAAAGGGUGCGCAGAGUAUUCUGGAUACGAAGUCCAAAGACGCGGGUAUUGUGGGUGGCAGGGAACCACGAUAUAGGGUUUGGCAAUAAAGUCCUCCCAGACGCCUACGCCCGCUUUCGCAAAACAUUUGGCGAACCCAACUACGCUGUCGACCUUGCCAACUUUACUGUAGUUGCUCUGGACACUGUUAGCCUGAGCGGAACCCCCGGCCCAAUACAUUACGACAAAGCCCGCACAUUUUUGGAUUCUUUCAAAGAUCCCUCCCAAAAAUCCCGUGUACUAUUGACACACAUCCCACUCUUUCGCUCCCACGACGCCGGAUGCGGCCCAGGACGACGACACCCCGUAAUACAUCAAGGCGCGGGCUAUCAAUACCAAAACCUAGUUGUAGAGACUCUUUCUGAGGAAAUUUUGACAAAGAUUCGACCCAGUAUCGUGUUAUCCGGAGACGAUCACGAUUGGUGCGAAUAUACUCAUCGAGUUGGCGGUGUGGAGAGCAUCGAGCAUACCAUUGCAACGUUUUCUUGGAUGCAGGGCAAUCACUACCCCGGCUUUGCGCUCCUAACCCUUCCCCAAGCAGGAAGCCCCACCCUCCAGGCCUGUACACUUGCACCUCAACUACGUAUUUACAUUUGGUACAUUUUUCUCGCCAUCUUAACAUUUCUCCUCCUCAUUCCGUACUCUGCCUAUCAAAUACGCCGAAAAUCGGUAUCCUACGUUGAGAUUCCUUUGUUUGGGUAUAAUCAGCUGAGUGGGCUCCCACGACGACGGAGCAACGUUGGGGAGAGGUGGAAGGUUGAUGCCAGGACGUGGAGGUUAGUUGGGAGAUUUGUUGGAGAGGUUUUGGGUAUGAGUUUGGGCAUGUACAUGCUUUUUAUCAUGUGGGAUUGGACUGUAUAAAGAUGGUUUGAAACUAGAGGCUUAUUUCAAAGUUGUCGUCACGUGGGUAUAAUACCCACGUGAUAGCGAUUCCCGUGGCUUCUGAGACUCACUUGCAGAGUUUGCA